This is a messenger RNA of Triplophysa dalaica, 2633 nucleotides long. RefSeq names its product v-rel avian reticuloendotheliosis viral oncogene homolog (gene rel). The record is from RefSeq and is a predicted model, not a curated record. The transcript is spliced from 10 exons. Gene Ontology annotation, cellular component: cytoplasm. Gene Ontology annotation, biological process: response to cytokine; cellular response to stress; regulation of transcription by RNA polymerase II. Gene Ontology annotation, molecular function: DNA-binding transcription factor activity, RNA polymerase II-specific; RNA polymerase II cis-regulatory region sequence-specific DNA binding. The coding region runs from base 110 to 1945 and encodes 611 amino acids. NCBI's taxonomy places the organism in Eukaryota, Metazoa, Chordata, Actinopteri, Cypriniformes, Nemacheilidae.
AGCCCGUCUAAACCCUUCUGUGUGUGUGUAGAAGUGACACUGUAUCUGUUCAGCACAUUAGAUCUCAAACACAUUCAGUACACGCAAGAGAAGGAGGGCGCUCGCAGAUAUGCAUGCGCAUCAGCAGCUCUCGAUGCACAGGGACCCCCACCUGAUGGGAGAACCCUGCGUUCAGAUCUUUGAGCAGCCAAAACAGAGAGGCAUGCGAUUCAGGUACAAAUGCGAGGGUCGUUCAGCAGGCAGCAUCCCGGGAGAAAAAAGCUCUGACAAUAACAGAACAUAUCCCAGCAUUCAGAUUCUGAAUUUUACCGGGAAAGGAAAAGUGCGUGUUUCCUUGGUGACCAAAAGCGAACCAAACAAACCACAUCCUCAUGACCUGGUGGGUAAAGACUGCAAGGAGGGUUAUUAUGAAGCAGAGUUUGGACCUGAACGUCGGGCCAUUGCUUUCCAAAACCUGGGCAUCCAGUGUGUGCGGAGGAGAGAAGUGAGGGAUGCCAUAAUGCAGAGGAUUGGCCGGGGCAUCAACCCUUUCAAAGUUCCCCGGGAACAGCUGCUGCAGACUGAGGAGUACGACCUCAACGUGGUGCGUCUGUGUUUCCAAGUUUACCUACAAGAUGAGACCGGGCUGUACAACACCGCACUGCCUCCCAUUGUCUCCAACCCCAUCUAUGACAACAGAGCUCCAAACACAGCCGAGCUGAGAAUCUGCCGGGUGAAUAAGAACAGUGGCAGUGUAAAGGGAGGAGAUGAGAUCUUCCUUCUCUGUGAUAAAGUGCAGAAAGAUGACAUUGAAGUGAGGUUCUUCACUCCAACUUGGGAGGCCAAAGGUUCCUUCUCUCAGGCAGAUGUACACAGGCAAGUUGCCAUAGUGUUCAAGUCUCCUCCCUACUUUGACACCAGCAUCACGGCUCCCGUCACAGUCCGCAUGCAGCUGCGCCGUCCAACAGACCAGGAGGUCAGUGAGCCCAUGGAGUUCAGAUACCUGCCUGAUGACACAGAUCCCUAUGGAUGUCAGAAGAAGAAGCGUACAAUUGAAAGUCUGAUGAAAUCCUUCCCCAGCUUCUCCCAUGGAGCCAUAAGCUCGAUAAACAGACCGAAAGCAGUACCUUCAGCCAACAUAAUGCAUCAAAGAAUCAAAACCGAGCCACCAAAUUAUUAUCGUCUGCCCAACCACGCCGUGCCGCGACAAACUCCAACAAGCUAUUAUAACAAAGUCACUCAGUCCCGUCCCAUGAUGCCACCUUUGUCAGAAACCCCAGCUCAAGGUACACUCGGCCAAGCAUGGUCCAGCCAAGUCUUAACCACCGCCGGACCCAGCAACGGAGUUGGCCUACAGCAGGUAAACCCAAGUCCUAAUGUUCCCAGCACAGGGGAAGGUGACAGCAGCCUCCCUCUUUUGACCUCUUUGGAUGUGGAUAUGGAGUUCUUUCAGUCCAACGGACAAGCAGUCAGCCAGCCUCGACAGGACCAGCAGAGCCAACACAACCAGCAGCUCCAACAAACCCAACAGCCUCCUCAGAGACGAGAAAUGGCUCUGCAAGGAAUGGAAGGAACCCCGUCUUGGUUCAAUACGUAUGGAUUCCAACCAUCUCAAAGCACACAGAACGGGGCAACAGGCGCAGGUGGGUCGUUGGGAGUGGGCUACACGUAUACAGAUAGCUUGGAUGAUGAGUUCCUACAAAAUUUAAUGAGCAAUAAUCAACAUAGCCACCAGUUGAAACAGGAAACUAGCACAAUGGCUAUGAUGGGCCCUACCUGCACCCUGUCCUCUGACUGUACACAGUCCUUCACCGCACUGCUGAACUGCCCCAACACCAAUGGAAGCACUCAGGAGGCCAUGAGGCAAAUGGAGACAGGCGUUUCAAGUCAGAGGGGCACACAGGUACUGUACCCAACCAGUGGCAUUGGGCAGGACAGCCAUCUUGAUGUGAACUGGCAGUACUGAAUAGUAAAAUCCGCAGCUCUUCAAUAUUAUUGGAAAAAGGGCGUACAUUUUCAAUAAGUUGAGAUGCAUUGUGAACCGAGAACAUGUUUUAUUAUUAAAUGUAGGCUCUGAUUCAUGAUUACUGAAUGUAGUUUCUGAAGAUCACAUGGAUUGUUUUCCUGGAAUGAGAUUGUUAUACUGUAAGAAGUUUUGAUGAUUUGAGAAGUUUGGGAAGAUUUAUCCACAGACUCUCAAGAAUAUCAAUUUAGUUGUGUUCCUCAAAGUGGGAACUUGCAGGGUUUUUCCCCUGGGUAAUGGCUAUGUCAUUUUAAACAUGCUUCUUAUCCAAGGUUCUCAAACGCACUGUUUAAACAAGUGCAUACUAAGUUUUUGUUGGUAUCUCAGACAUGUCUUUUAAAACGAAUACCAAUGUUUUGUUCUGUUGUUUUAUUCUAUUCAACAUACACUUGUUCUGACUAUCAACUACUAUAGCCUUUUUUUUGUGGUAAUAUUUUUGUAUUUUUUUACAAUUUAAAUUUAUACUACUGAACAUGGAUUUUGUGUUUUUUGAUGUAUUUUUUCCGUGAUGAUUUAUAAAAAAGAAAAAUUGCUGUAGGUGAAACCUUUAGGUUUCCUUCAUUCUGUUAAUAGAUGUAAACAAAAUCUGUUUCACAUUCCAAAUAUCAGAUGAAUAAACUAAUAAAUUUAA